UGAAGUGAGAGGUCCUUACAUAAACUUCAUUCCACUCCACAGAAGGAGAACACAUGUUGGAAACCCGGCAGAAGGAGAACAGAGAAAGUAGACAAACAGGACUUUGGAGUGGACUUAUUUUCUAAUUCUGGACUACAUUUUCCUAUGAAGCUCUGUUCUUUUGUUUGCAACUUCAGAACUGUAGUGUAUGGGUUUGGAUGUAGGCAUGGCUGCAUCCUUUGGUUUAGGCUCUCCUAUCCUGACUUUUGUCUUUUCCCAUUACCUGUACCUCCAUUGCUGGGUUUGGGCAGCAAUGGACACUUGCUAUGAUGAGAACGGAGUCCCUAGCCGUUGCAUGCCCAAGUUUGAGAACAUUGCCUUCAAUCGCACUGUGGUGGCAUCAAAUGUAUGUGGUUCCCCGCCUGAGGAUUACUGCAUGCAAACUGGCUCAACCCGUUUGUGUCACCACUGUGACGCAUCAGACCUUGAGCUGAACCACAAUGCCAGCCUUCUGACGGACUUUAACAGGAAUGAGGAGCCCACCUGGUGGCAAAGUCAGUCCAUGUACUAUGGCAUCCAGUACCCCAAUUCUAUCAACCUUACCCUCCAACUUGGCAAAGCUUUUGAGAUAACAUACAUCCGGUUAAAGUUCUACACCAGUCGGCCAGAGAGCUUCGCCAUUUACAAACGCACGGAGAAGGAUGGGCCUUGGUUACCUUAUCAGUAUUACAGUGCUUCAUGUGAGAAGACAUACAGAAGGUUCACCAAAGGCUACAUUCGCCCUGGAGAUGAUGAAAGGACUGCGUUAUGUACAGAUGAAUUCAGUGAUAUUUCCCCUCUCACUGGAGGAAAUGUGGCUUUUUCUACCCUGGAAGGCCGGCCCAGUGCCUACAACUUUGACCAAAGCCUGGCACUUCAG
Messenger RNA from Cyprinodon tularosa, 898 nucleotides. RefSeq names its product laminin subunit gamma-1-like. The transcript is spliced from 2 exons. The record is from RefSeq and is a predicted model, not a curated record. NCBI's taxonomy places the organism in Eukaryota, Metazoa, Chordata, Actinopteri, Cyprinodontiformes, Cyprinodontidae. The annotation marks the transcript as partial.